AUGAUUGGAAGCUUACUCUAUCUCACAGCUAGCAGACCAGACAUAUCUUUCAGUGUUGGAGUUUGUGCAAGAUAUCAAGCAACACCAAAGGAGUCUCAUUUGACAGCUGUUAAACGUAUCAUCAGAUAUGUUCAUGGUACUGCAGAAUAUGGAAUUUGGUAUUCAAAAGACUCCAACUCACAUCUUGCAGGGUAUAGUGAUGCAGAUUGGGCAGGAAACAUUGAUGAUAGAAAAAGCACUUCAGGAGGAUGUUUCUAUCUUGGUAACAACUUGGUUACAUGGUAUAGGAAGAAGCAAAGUUCCAUUUCACUCUCCACUGCAGAAGUUGAAUACAUUGCAGCAGGAAUUUGUUGUACUCAAUUGUUGUGGAUGAAGCAAAUGCUUGAAGACUAUGUCUUACAACAAGGGUUAUUGACUAUAUUUUGUGACAACAAAAGUGCAAUUGAUAUAUCAAGGAAUCCAGUUCAACAUUCCCGUACCAAACAUAUUGAUCUUCGACACCACUUUGUCCGAGAUUUGGUAGAAAACAAGACAGUUGUUAUUGAUUAUGUUGCAACAGAAAAGCAAUUGGCGGACAUCUUUACCAAACCCCUUGAUGCUACAAGAUUCGAAAAGUUGAGGCGUGAAAUUGGCCUUUGCCAAAUUUAA
Dioscorea cayenensis subsp. rotundata (Guinea yam) is the source of this 648-nucleotide messenger RNA. RefSeq names its product secreted RxLR effector protein 161-like. Lineage: Eukaryota; Viridiplantae; Streptophyta; Magnoliopsida; Dioscoreales; Dioscoreaceae. The coding region runs from base 1 to 648 and encodes 215 amino acids. The transcript has a single exon. The record is from RefSeq and is a predicted model, not a curated record.